Messenger RNA from Erpetoichthys calabaricus (reedfish), 3495 nucleotides. RefSeq names its product cryptochrome circadian regulator 1b (gene cry1b). Gene Ontology annotation, molecular function: FAD binding; DNA binding. The coding region runs from base 861 to 2804 and encodes 647 amino acids. Lineage: Eukaryota; Metazoa; Chordata; Cladistia; Polypteriformes; Polypteridae. The record is from RefSeq and is a predicted model, not a curated record. The transcript is spliced from 15 exons. Gene Ontology annotation, biological process: circadian regulation of gene expression; negative regulation of DNA-templated transcription; entrainment of circadian clock by photoperiod. Gene Ontology annotation, cellular component: cytoplasm; nucleus.
GCGGGGCAUAUCUCGUGUCAGCUUCAUGGCCGAUAGACGGUUCUAGGUUGUUGUUUCAGAGCUGUGACGAAAUUGCGUGUGGAAGUCCUAUUUGCAUUUUUUUGGGUUAAACUGACUUGGAUUUUAGAAGGAAACAGGACACGAAAAUCACACAUUGGAUUAAUAUCCGUUUACACGGGAGAAAGCAGCUAAGCUACGCAGAAGAAAAAAGUGAAACGAUCAAAGACACGUUUUUUUUUUCCGUCUGCCGGUUUUGGGAUUGUUUGACUCCUGUAUGUUUGCAUACUUUUUGUUUAAAAGGAUAUACAUUAGAUGACGGGAUUCCCUGUGUUGCUUGCAUUUCAGAGGCAACGUCAGAAAGUCGCAAUUUUCCCUCAGUAACUCGUGGAAACGCAUCUAUAAACGCAGGUUACGACUCAGACAGGUAAUUGCUGGGUCCUAAAUUCGAUUGCGUGGCUGACGUUGUUUUGUGCUGCUUCAUUUCUCCUGCCUGUCCAGAUGCCAUUUCUUUCAUUACAUGUCUUCUGUGAUGCAGUGGAAAACAGUUUAUUAGAGCAAGGUUAAUCGAGAAACUAAAAACGUUAUUUGUGAAAAGGAUUUGAUUAAGGGAGAAUCGUGAAACAACUGAGGAUCCUCGUAUCCCACCAGCGUUUAUUACCUUCUAUUUAUUGUUCGUCACAUUUCACGGAGUGUAAGGUGAUCUUCAAGAAGCUACAGGAGAUUUACAGUACACAUUGGUACGAGUGUUAUUACAACUUCAAGUAAACUCUAGGGCCUGAAGGAUGUCCUAAAAUUUGAGAGAUUUUAUCCAUCCGCUAGCGUGAAGCUCUUCUGUCUUGGCUGAACGUUUUAUUGCAGACAUGGUUGUGAACACAGUUCACUGGUUCCGAAAGGGUCUGCGACUCCACGACAACCCAUCUCUCUGGGACUCCCUCAAGGGGGCGGAUAGUGUGCGCUGCGUCUACAUCCUCGAUCCAUGGUUCGCUGGCUCAUCCAACGUGGGAAUCAGCAGGUGGAGGUUUCUGCUUCAGUGUCUUGAAGAUCUUGAUGCUAACCUUCGAAAGUUGAAUUCUCGCCUGUUUGUAAUACGUGGGCAGCCAGCAGAUGUGUUCCCAAGACUUUUCAAGGAGUGGAAUAUCAGUCGUCUUUCAUUUGAAUAUGAUUCUGAACCAUUUGGAAAAGAAAGAGAUGCAGCUAUUAAAAAACUUGCCAGUGAGGCUGGUGUUGAAGUUAUUGUACGGAUAUCGCACACAUUAUAUGAUCUGGACAAAAUUAUUGAGUUAAAUGGAGGACAGCCACCUCUAACUUAUAAGAGAUUUCAGACUCUCAUUAGUCGAAUGGAGCCUUUGGAAACUCCAGUUGAAUCCAUUACUGCUGAUGUGAUGGGUAAAUGCACAACACCAGUAUCAGAUGAUCAUGAUGAGAAGUUUGGAGUUCCAUCUUUAGAAGAGUUAGGAUUUGAUACUGAAGGACUUCCCUCUGCUGUAUGGCCAGGUGGUGAGACUGAAGCUCUCACUCGACUGGAAAGACAUUUAGAGAGAAAGGCAUGGGUGGCUAACUUUGAACGACCACGAAUGAAUGCCAACUCACUUCUUGCAAGUCCAACAGGACUGAGUCCUUAUUUGCGCUUUGGCUGUUUAUCCUGUCGCCUCUUUUAUUUUAAAUUGACAGACUUGUACAAAAAGGUCAAGAAGAACAGCUCUCCUCCUUUAUCUCUAUAUGGACAGCUUCUCUGGCGAGAAUUCUUCUAUACAGCAGCAACUAAUAAUCCUCGAUUUGAUAAAAUGGAGGGAAACCCCAUAUGUGUUCAGAUCCCAUGGGACAAGAACCCAGAGGCUCUAGCCAAGUGGGCUGAGGGCAGGACAGGAUUUCCGUGGAUUGAUGCCAUCAUGACACAACUACGCCAGGAAGGUUGGAUUCAUCACCUGGCUCGUCAUGCAGUGGCUUGCUUUCUUACUCGUGGCGAUCUGUGGAUCAGCUGGGAGGAGGGAAUGAAGGUUUUUGAAGAAUUACUACUUGAUGCAGAUUGGAGUGUGAAUGCUGGCAGCUGGAUGUGGCUCUCCUGCAGUUCCUUUUUCCAACAGUUUUUUCAUUGUUAUUGUCCAGUAGGCUUUGGAAGGAGAACAGAUCCUAAUGGAGAUUACAUCAGGCGAUAUUUGCCAGUUCUGAGGGGCUUUCCUGCAAAAUACAUCUAUGAUCCUUGGAAUGCACCUGAGAGCAUCCAGAAAGCUGCAAAAUGUGUGAUUGGGCUGCAUUAUCCGAAGCCCAUGGUAAAUCAUGCAGAGGCCAGUCGCUUGAAUAUUGAAAGGAUGAAGCAAAUUUAUCAGCAACUGUCAUGUUACAGGGGCCUGGGCCUCCUUGCUUCAGUGCCUUCAAAUCCCAAUGGAAACAGCAGUGGGGGAGUUAUGGGAUUGUCAACAAAUGAAAUCAUCCAGGGGACACACAGUAGUGUUGGUACAGUAAUGGGAACUGGUGAAAAUCAGGUUGGUGGUGGGUUGACAUUUCAACAUGGAGAUUCGCACCCUGUUUUACACCACGAAGGCUUACAGAUGGUAUCUAAUGGAAGCAACUUUAUGACAUACUCACACACUGACAACCAGACAAGGACUAGUGUGUUGCAACAGGGCUAUGGCAGUGAAAUUUUGCUUUACUCACAACGAGGAUCACAACAAACAGAAAGUGUGAUAUUGCAGCCAGUUGGAAGAGGAACUGCUGUUAGUACGUUAACAACAGUGAAGCGUCCCAACCCAGAAGAAACGACACAAGGGAUUGGUCGAAAAGUACAGAGACAGAGCAGCAAUUAGCUUUGUUGCUGACCAAAUGCAAAUAGGAGAGCCUGAUGCCAAAAUGACAAUUACAGUGCUUCAAAGCAAGUUGGAAGAUGAACAUGCUUAUGUAAAUAGACAUUCUGCAGUUUCAGUAAAGCUUUUUAACUUCAUUUUCCCAGCAAAAGAAUAAUUUUUGAAACAUGAUCUUUUCUGUGAGCACAUUAUAACCGUGAUUUUUAAAAUGUAUAUUAAAGCAGGGACACCUUUAUGUAUAUAAACUAUUUGAAGGACACGAUAAAACUGUAAAUAUUUGAUAUUUCAUUUUAUUCUUGUCUUGUUAUAGGCCCAUCAAUAUAUUUUUGAUAUUUCAAAUGCAACACAUUCUAUUGUUAACUUUGUGUAUUUUAAAGGAACAAAAUUACUUCUCUGCAGGGCUUACGUUUGGGGGUUUUCAGAUACUUUAUUAGAUGUUAUAUCACACAGUGUUCUUGUUACAUUUGAAUUUUACAGUUUACAGUAAAGCACCACUUGUAUCAACGUAACUUCCUUUAUAAGCUCCACUAUGAAGAAGUUCUCAUAUAAAAACUACUUUCAGAUUUUUUAAUUAAGCUUCUGAAAAGUAUAUAAAUACCAUCAUGUAUAAUAUAACUUUGCAUAAUGUAAUGUUUCCUUUUUGCUGUUCUGUCAAAGAAUUGUGGUUGUCAUAUUAAAAACCUGGAUAAAAAUG